AGUUAACAGACAUAGUGAACGCUAUGUCGACGCGCGGCGAGCUGCCUCUAGAGUUGGCUCUCCGGGGGCGAAGCUCCUCGAUAGCCACGACAUUGCUGCAGCACUGCGCGGAUGCCGAUGCGAGAGGCCUGCGGGGUCGCACUCUGCUGCACCGCGCCGUCGACUCUAGAGACGCCUUCUCCGCCAAGUUUCUCGUCGAUAAUGGCGCUGAUCCUAAUCUAACUACCAAAGAAGAGGGUGACACUGCGCUACAUUUGAUAGCAUCACUCACGUCCAGUUCAUGUGACGAAGAAACCAUGGAGCAAAUGGCUGAAAUCGCUGAAGUGAUGGUACAAAAAGGAGCUGAUAUCAACAGACAAAAUAGAAAGGGAUACACUCCUCUACAUCAAGCAGUGAUAGCUAGAAACCAAAGGAUAUUCGACAUACUUCUCAAGCAGCCAACGUUAGAUACCAAUUUACGGACUUUAAGUGACGAGCAUCCGCCUCUGUACUACGCACUAGUGGACGACAGGAGGGCGUCUAUAUCCUCCAGCGAGACUUUAGUAAUGAAUGGUUCCAACCCCUUCGAUACGCCAGUGACGAACAAAAACGCCUUCACCGAAGACCCUGUGGAGGGCAAAACAGAAAGUGUAGUUGAAAGAGGGUUCGCAGCCAAACUAUUGGAGAAAGGUUGUCAGCCGAACCCGCUGUAUUCGGGGGCUGGAGACAGUCUAUUACAUAUUCUUGCUCAAGGAUGGUUCGAGGAAUCGGCAGUGUUCUUGGUGUCCCACCUGAACGGUGAGCUGAACCACAGUAACGAGGCAGGCAUGAGUGCGCUCCACGCGGCCUGCGCCAACGGACUCGCGCGACUGACUGCCACUCUACUGGAACAUGGUGCCAGGCCUAACUUGCAGACUGCGUAUGGAGAGCAAGAGGACACUGUCUAUAGACAAACGCCGCUACACUUGGCAGUACUGAACAACCACGAGGGAGCAGUACUGGCCAUCAUAGAACAUAAGAAGCUGAUAGAGAAGGGCGACAUGCCCGCCACCGACCGCACUAACACCAGCCUUACACCCAACCUUAACUUGAAGAACUCUGAAGGAGACACACCCGUCAGCUUGGCGCUCACUGAAGGUCACAAAAACUUAGUGGCGCCGUUGAUCGAAGGCGGUGCGGACCCUAACAUUAGGAAUGGCAAAGGAUUCACACUGUUACAUCAAGCUAUUGUAGAAGAGGACUCUAGAACAGCUAUAUACCUGCUCGACCAUGGAGCUGAUAUGAAUGCACUCACGGAGGCAGGCGAGACUCCCCUGCAGCUAGCGAUCCACUGCCGGCUGGGGCUGGUCGUGGAGGCGCUGUGUGUGCGCGGCGUCGACAUGAGUCGCCUCGACGCCAACGGGGUGCCGCCACUGUGGGCCGCGCUCGACUCCGGCCAGGAGGAAGUCGCUAGCAUCCUGGUGAGAAACGGCGCGGACGCAGACUGUUGGGGACCAGGCCCUGAUGGAUGCAUACAGACGUUGUUACACAAAGCAAUAGACGAGAACAAGGAGUCGCUAGCGAUGUUCCUGAUCCGGUCGGGGUGCGACGUGGAGUCCCCGCGCCGGCUGGGGCCGGCCGGCGAGGGCGCUGAGGUCGCCAACGAGAAACAUUCCCCACUACAUCUCUGUUGUACUUGGGGACUUACUGAUGUUAUACAGACUCUCUUAGAACAUGGCGCAAACAUAAACUCUAAGGACGCGGAAGGCAAGACGCCCCUUCAUAUAGCGAUAGAGAACCAACACGCCGGUAUCAUCACACUGUUACUGUCACAACCCGGAAUCGAACUGUCCGCUAGGGAUAACAAGGGAGUGUCGCCCUUCGCGGCCGCGCUUACAGCGAGGAACAAUAAGGCAGCUCAAGCUAUAUUGGAGAAGAAUCCUUCAGCUGCUGAACAGGUGGACAAAAAAGGUCGUAACUUCCUCCACGUGGCGAUACAAACAUGCGACGUGGAGAGCGUGAUGUUCCUCCUGUCGGUGGAGGUGGACGUCAACUCGCGCGUACAGGACGCGACACUAGCGCCGCCACUGCACCUCGCGGCCGCCACCGGACACGAGGUGCUGCUGCGGAGUCUGCUACUGGCUGGGGCCCGGCCUAACGACAGGGAUGCGCACAAACGCACCGCGCUGCACGUGGCGGCGGGCGCGGGCCACGAGGCCAUGGUGUCGGCGCUGGUGUCUGGCGGCGCGGAGUGGGGCGCCGUGGACGCGGCCGGCGACAACGCGCUGCACGUGGCCGCGCGCGACGGACACGCCGCCGCCGCGCGCGCCCUGCUCGCCGACACCGACAUCGACGCCGCCGCUACUAACCUCAAGGGUAGAAAUCCAUUGCACGAGUUAUGCUGGUGUAAAAAGGACAACGCAGCGACAAUCUGCGAAAUAUUCCUUGAAUUCAUGCCUGACUACCCGAUCAACAGGACUGAUUUACAGGGUAACACUCCGCUCCUAUUAGCAUACAUGAACGGUCAGGGCGCUAUGUGCAGAGUCCUAGUGCGGGCCGGUGCAUGUCUAGCGCAAGAGAAUAAAGACGGAAUAUCUAUUUUCAAUUACCAAGUGGCUACGAAACAGUUACUGCAUCGCCUUCUAGACGUGUUGCCGGCCGAGGCGCCCUGGGCGGAGAGCGAUCUGUGCCAGGAGUGCGGCACUAAGUUCACGCUCACCAUGAGGAAACACCACUGUCGUCAUUGCGGCCGCAUGCUCUGUAACAAGUGUUCCAGUCAAGAUGUCCCGAUCCUCAAGUUCGGUAUGAACAAACCACAGCGGGUCUGCGAGAUCUGCUUCAACGUGCUGCAGGUCGGCGCGAGUUAG
Messenger RNA from Spodoptera littoralis (African cotton leafworm), 2825 nucleotides. Lineage: Eukaryota; Metazoa; Arthropoda; Insecta; Lepidoptera; Noctuidae. The record is from the annotation of a GenBank genome assembly.